AUGAUUAAUUAUCCUUUUGUUUAUUUUGAAAAGCAAAGGCGAAAAUAUAAUGUGCUUAAGUAGACCCUGGGUAGGUUUUUGUGUCUUCUUCAUGUGUGCUAACGACGGUUCUCAACGCCUAUUGUUGCUCUUUUUUAUGAGAAACAUACAUGGAAAAAAAUCAGAUUUCUCUGGCUCCACCCAUACAGUCAGAGGUGGGAGUUGAUCCAGUGUAAGAGGCUACUGCUGAAUUAACGCAGAGCAGUUAAUGGUUUGACCCAAGUGUGAUUUUGACGCAAGUCAGAACUUCUAGCGGGACUUUGGUUGGAACUCCAGGCCGGAGGAGAGCAGGUUCAUCGCUGUGCCGCUCGCUCGCUCCUUGGCUGUCGAACCCUGGAAGGGGACCAUUCAGGCUGAAGGGCACUUUCUUGGAACCCCAGAGAGCCGUCUGAACCUGGUUGCGCAUUGCCAUGGUAACCCAAGCCCUGUGAGCCUGCUCUUCUGGAGCUGGGCCGAAUACUAUGGGGACAACUGAAAGCAGAAGGCGAAGACAGCAAUCCCCUUCUACGAGCGGCUCGGACGAACAAGCCAACGGCUGGACGGACGCUGCUUGCUCAGAAGACAUGGCGGAGUUUAAGGUCCAGAUGGCAAAGCACCCCCCCCACCACUCUCCGCUGCGACCGCCCAGCGAGCACUCGAAGGACCGCGCCCUGAAAAGGCUCUCGUCCGAGUCCAACGGGACCGGUGAGAGCAAGGCGGGGUCGGCCACGCCUGUGGAGCUCACCGCGCUGGAGGAGUCCUUCCGCCGUUUCGCCAUCCACGGCGACACUCGCGCCACCGGAAAGGAUAUGCACGGCAAGAACUGGUCCAAGCUGUGCAAGGACUGCGGCAUCAUCGACGGCCGGGCUAUCACCCUCACCGACGUGGACAUCGUCUUCACGAAAGUCAAGAAGAAAUCCUGUCGCACGAUCACGUUUGACCAGUUCAAGGAGGCGUUGGGGGAGCUCGCCAGGAAACGGUUCAAGGACAAGACUGCGGAGGAAGCGGCAGAAGAGGUCUUUAAGAUGGUAGAAGGAAAGUCACCCAUCAUAUCUGGAGUCACGAGAGCCGUGGCCUCCCCGACAGUCUCCCGCCUGACGGACACCACCAAGUUCACAGGCUCGCACAAGGAGCGUUUCGACGAGACCGGGCGGGGAAAGGGCAAGGCGGGCCGCGUGGAGAUUGUGGACACGUCCGGAUACGUGUCGGGAUACAAACACGCCGGCACGUACGAGAAGAAGGUCAAACCCCCUCCCAAGCCCGUGUGACGACGGAGCGGAGCAGAGGGA
Scleropages formosus (Asian bonytongue) is the source of this 1307-nucleotide messenger RNA. It is a transcript of the gene tppp, whose product is annotated as tubulin polymerization promoting protein. The coding region runs from base 501 to 1286 and encodes 261 amino acids. Gene Ontology annotation, cellular component: microtubule. Gene Ontology annotation, molecular function: tubulin binding. The transcript is spliced from 5 exons. Gene Ontology annotation, biological process: microtubule bundle formation; microtubule polymerization; positive regulation of protein polymerization. The record is from RefSeq and is a predicted model, not a curated record. NCBI's taxonomy places the organism in Eukaryota, Metazoa, Chordata, Actinopteri, Osteoglossiformes, Osteoglossidae.